AUGUCGAACCCCACGCCGCCACCGUUUGGUCCACGCGAGGCCGCGCUGGCAGAGGUCCUCGCCCGUGGGAACAUUGACGACUCGUUAGCCGCACUCGACGAGUACGCGUGGCGCUCUCUCCUCGCGGGCCUCCGCGUCCGGGAAUACUGUGCUGCUGCAAGCUACGCAGUCCGCUGUGCACCGCCCACCGGUAUUCGGUUAGCACUCGUGCACUCGCCAACACGUCUCUUGUUCCCCUUCGCGCUCCCAGCCGGAGCACCGGCCGCGCCCGCGCCGAACAGUUUCAUUCCGCCUCACGCGUUCCCCCAUCUCACUCGCCGCCAGCUUGUCGAGUCGUUCGUGCGCCUCGCCCGCGAGAACCUCCUGCAUCCAGUCAUCGAAGCGCACGUCCACGAACUCACCCUCGAGUACGUCCGCCGGCGGUGGCGCGGCGAAAGCGGAGCUGUGGAAUCGAUCGCCCGGAAACUGGCAGAAGUUGAGCUUGAGGUUAUCCAGACAGAGCCGUUCGCCUCCGCGGCCGUCAUCAACGCCCUCAACGAUGUCCGCUUCCAGCUUGGCCUCGUCAAUAUCGUGCACCUCGUGGGCCGGCUCGGGGCGCAGGGGACGUCCCGAUCGGCAGGAGAUGCGACGCACCUUUUGUGUGCGUGGGUUGUUCGUCGCCUCAGUUCUGGAAUGGAACCCCAGACAGUGGCCGACCAUCUGUCUGCGAUGCGAGAGCGGCUUCCAGAGCCCGCUGGCGAUGUCCUCCCGGAUGUCCUCGCACUCUUUUGUCUAGACGGGCGUCCGCCUCGCACCUCCGCAACGGUUACCGAAGACACCCGUGCCCGACCUCGCACACUGUCUCGUAUCUCCCUCCGUGCAACCAAGCGACGGACGUUACCUCUUCCACUGUGGCUCUCGCCAAAGGCCAGCCCUAACCUCAAGCUCCCACCGCUCGAUAGUAAUCGCCGGCCGUCCUUACCGGCGCUGCUCCUCCCAGCCACGCCGCCUCGCUCGAACGAUUCGGAGGGGAGCCCGCGCCAGGGCACUCCGACCAGCGACUCGUCGUCACCAUGCUCGACGCUGGGAACGUACGAUUCCCCGACGUUCCCGAAUUCCUCACUGCCUUCCCUCUCUUUUCAGCCUCACAAGUCGUCGUCACCCUACCAAUCUACGCCUGACCUCAACUCUCUCGGCCUCACCCACUGGCCUCUGGAGCGCACAAUUCUCGUCGACCAUCUCCUCAUCCUCCGCUACCGUCUUGCCGCCGACGUCGAUAGCUGGUACCUCGGAGUCGGGCGCGACAAGGCUGCCGACCUCCUCAUCGCCGUCGAGUCUGCUGGCGAAAGGGAUACGACGGGGGUCGUUGCGCAGCUCCGGUAUGCGUUUGGUCUCCCCGUCAUUGUCAUCCCCAUAAGCCGCACAGUGUCUCCUGAAGAGGACUCGGCCAUGUCGUUACACCAGCGCGACGUGUCGUUCGACCUCGAGCAGUACCUCGACGACAUCACACCUGUCGAGGGGGGGAGCAAGGCGCCGCAUGGCGCCUCACCUCUGUCCAAGCCUUCCACUUCGGCAUCGCACCUUGUUGACCUGUACAACGCCAGGGCGUCGAUCUCGACAAUCAGCAGUGCGCUCACCAUCGACUCGACAGCGACCAUGACCUCGUUGAGCGACAGCCUCUCGGUGAGUUCGUUCUCCAUCCACGAAGCGAGGCGCGAGCUCCCAUUGUCGGCCAAGGCAACAACCUUUCGAGUCCCAGACCGGCAGCGCGUCAAGUCGUUGGACGACGCCGGAUUCCCUUCGCCGCUCUCCCCGUAUCCACGGUUCGCCAAGUCGAUGCCUGACGUGAACGACACAUACACACGCAUCCCAGACCGGACACACCGCCCACGCUCCACCAAGGACUUCCGCCUCCUUCCCGCAUUCGACGUCGAGGCGCAACACGCCGACUGUGAGCAUGGGGUCGUAACUGAUGCUGGACACUCCCCACUCGAGCGCACGUCCACGUUGGUCAAAGGCUACACCUUCCCUCCUCGAAAGCCGCCGCGCACUAUCCCCUUAGUUGGGGAGCUGUCGCCUCGCCGUCCCUCCCUUGACGAGGGUGACCGCUCGCGCCGGCAAAAGUUCCGCCAGUGCGUCAUCGUGGAUGGGACUCGCGUUUCGCCGUACGCCUCGCCCAAGACAGAGCCUCAAGACCUCACUGCCUUUGGCGCUAUCCUAACCCUGUUCCAACCAGGCGCCGACAGCAGCACCGAGGCCGUCGAGCGUACCCUUCUCAAAGCUGUCAAGAACGAGGAGCGGCGGCUAGGUGCAUUGGGAGAGGUGUUCGAUGCCGAAGCACGGGCGCGUCUGGCAUGGCUGCUCGAGCAAGUUGGGCAGGAGAUCGCUCGUCCCGACCUCGUCUGUGCCGUUGACCGCGUGUUAUACACCAUCUCGUCGCCGACUCGGCCUCUUUGGCGGACACCGUCCACGUACAAAGUCUCCACUCCCCGCAACCGGAUGUCGCAACAGAUCCGGUCUUCAGCGAGUACGAAGCCUCUCAGCAUCGUUGUCCCACCCAGGGAACACGCUGGUAUCGAGCUCGAGGUUGACUUGCCCUCUGUGGCCUCAGCGACGCUGCUCACCUUUGGUCGCAGCCGCUCCACCAGCCCCUCCAUUGCCGAGAGCGACGAGGACUCGCUCGAGUGCGACGCCACUCCAACCAUGCCAGCCUACCCGCUCGGCACGCCGCCGUUACGCAUUCGCCGCGCGUACCCGAAGCGCUACUCACCAUUGAACCUGCACCGCCGCUCGGCCCUCCGCCACCGCACAAUCCACCCGCACUCCUCGACCUCGCCCUCGCCAACCGACACCCCCACGACCAGUCACAACACCACUCCGACUGCGUCGCUCUCACCGCUGGCCACGCCAUCGAAUUACCAGACACCUCGCGCAUACACGCCCGCGAGCAUGAACCCUAUAGUAUGCACGGACACGUCGCUCAAACCGCGCCCAAUCUCGCCUCCAUCCCAACGCCUUGCUCACGCUGUUCACGCUGUUCACGCUUUAUGA
Cutaneotrichosporon cavernicola is the source of this 3030-nucleotide messenger RNA. RefSeq lists its product as uncharacterized. Lineage: Eukaryota; Fungi; Basidiomycota; Tremellomycetes; Trichosporonales; Trichosporonaceae. The coding region runs from base 1 to 3030 and encodes 1009 amino acids. The record is from RefSeq and is a predicted model, not a curated record. The transcript has 4 exons.